Hyalella azteca is the source of this 807-nucleotide messenger RNA. RefSeq lists its product as uncharacterized. Lineage: Eukaryota; Metazoa; Arthropoda; Malacostraca; Amphipoda; Hyalellidae. The transcript has 2 exons. The record is from RefSeq and is a predicted model, not a curated record.
AUGUCGCUGGAACCUGACUGUGAACCCAACGCACCCACGAACCAUGCAUCCAGGACAGAGAAAAGAAGCUCGUCAUUCAGUGCGGGGGGUGGCAACAGUUCGUCAUCCAUAAUUAAAAAAGGAAGUUCACAAUCCAGCGCAGAGAGUAGUGGUAGCUCAUCACCCAGGGCGAAAAGUGAUAGUUCAUCAUCCAGCACAGCAAACGUUUGUUCACCAUCCAUAGCGAGGACUAGUGGCAGUUCAUCAUCCGGCGCGUAGAGUUGUGGUAGUUCAUCAUCCACCUCGGAGAGUGGUGGUAGUUCAUCAUCCACCUCGGAGAGUGGUGGUAGUUCAUCAUCCAGCGCGAUCAGUGGUAGUACGUCAUCCAGGACAAAAAAUGGUAGUCCGUCCACCACCGAGCGCGGUGGUAGUUCAUCAUCCGCCAAGGAAAGAGGUUGCAGUUCAUCAUCCAGCGCGGAAAGUGGUAGCAGUUCAUCGUCCACCGCGGGGAGUGGUGGUAGUUCAUCAUCCAGCACGCAACGUGGUAGCAGUUCGUCACCCAGCGCGAAGAGUGGUGGUAGUUCGUCAUCCAGCGCGGAGAGUGGUGGUAGUUCAUCAUCCAGCACGCAACGUGGUAGCAGUUCGUCACCCAGCGCGAAGAGUGGUGGUAAUUCAUCAUCCAGCACGCAACGUGGUAGCAGUUCGGCACCCAGCGCGAAGAGUGGUGGUAGUUCAUCAUCCAGCGCGAAGAGUGGUGGUAGUUCAUCAUCCAGCACGGGGGGUGGCGGUAGCUCGUAACCCAGCACGGAGGGUGACGGUAGCUCGUAA